CGACAGCCGAGCAGGCGGCCGGCCAGUGAGCCGCGCGCCGCCGCCGCCGCCGCACAGACGGACAUGUAGAGCGAGAUGCGGGCGCCGCCGCCGCUGCUCACCACGCUGCUGCUGCCGCUGCUGGCCGCCGCCGGCGCCUCCUGGCUGCAGCUGGGACUGGAGCGGCCGGAGGCGGGUGCGGGGGCGGAGUCGGUGCCGGAGUCGGAGGCGGAGGCGUGCUCCCUGCUGGGGGGCGGCGCGGCCGAGCGGCUGUGCCGGCUGCACGCGGACCACGUGGCCGCCGCCCGGCGGGCCGCCCGCGCCGCGCUCCAGGAGUGCCAGUGGCAGUUCCGGCAGCGCCGCUGGAACUGCUCCACCGCCCAGGGCUCCAGGACCGUCUUCGGGCCCGUCUCCAGGAUCCCGAGCCGCGAGAUGGCGUUCGCGCACGCGCUGUCGGCGGCGUCCCUGCUGCACGCGGUGGCCCGCGCCUGCCACGACGGCCAGCUGGCGGCGUGCGGCUGCUCGCGCAGGGGCCGGCCGCGCGACCUGCACGCCUCCUGGCUGUGGGGCGGCUGCGGCGACAACCUGCACUACGGCUACAAGUUCUCGACGGAGUUCGCGGACGCCAACGAGCGGGAGAAACCGCUGAAGAAGGGCUCGCGGGAGGCGGCGCGCGCAGUCAUGAACCUGCACAACAACGAGGCGGGCCGCAGGGCGGUGGUGCGCAAGUCGCGGGUGGCGUGCAAGUGCCACGGCGUGUCCGGCUCCUGCAGCCUCAUCACCUGCUGGCAGCAGCUGGCGCCGCUGAGGGAGGUCGGGGACUACCUGAAGGACAAGUACGACGGCGCGACGGAGGUGCGCGUGACGCGGCGCGGCCGGCUGGCGGUGCGAGACCGGCGCUUCUCGCGGCCCACCUCGCACGACCUCGUCUACCUCGCCGAGUCGCCCGACUACUGCGAGCGCAACGACUCGCUGCGGCUGCCCGGCACGUACGGGCGGCAGUGCAACCGGACGUCGCAGGGCAUCGACGGCUGCAGCCUGCUGUGCUGUGGGCGCGGCUACAACACGCAGAAGACGCUGGUGCGCGAGCGCUGCCGCUGCAAGUUCCGCUGGUGCUGCUCCGUGGAGUGCAAGGUGUGCUCCCGCACCGUGGACGUGCACACCUGCAAGUGAGCGGACACCCCUCGCAGGGGAGAGCCGUCGUCAGGAUUGCGACCUGCACACCUGCGAGUGAGUGGACACCCCUCGCAGGGGAGCGCCGUCGUCAGGAUUGCGACCUGCACACCUGCAAGUGAGCGGACACCCCUUGCACAGGAGCGCCGUCGUCAGGAUUGUGACCUGUACACCUGCAAGUGAGAGGACACCCCUCGCAGGGGAGCGCCGUCGUCAGGAUUGCGACCUGCACACGUGCAAGUGUGCAACACGUGUGUGCCCUUCCCUGUCGUACACCCCAGCAAGGUGUGCGCCGGUGUCAGGAAUGUGACUUGCACAACUGCGAGGAUGGCUUUUUGCAGUCUGACGUCUGCUGCACAACGGCUCUAGCAAAUGGGAAGUGUUUGACUGUGUUGUCCACGUGUACACCUGGAAGUCACAUCACAGAUUGAAAUGAACUUGCCGUUGAUAUAAGUAUGGACACACAAAAGUACAAACGAUGUCAUGGCCAUGCCCACUUAAAAAGCACUACUGUAAAGUAGGGCCUGUCAUCUUAGUUGUGAGACCAACUACAGAGUUUCACGAAGGAUAGUUGCUUCUUACACAACUGCUACAAGACAAAUUAUUGUAAUUCGGCACCCAACUGUCGAAGCAUAUAGUCUCGAGAUAAGGAAGAAAAUUUUCUACCAGUCAUACAAUUACGUUAGUGCAUGUCCAUGUGACAAAAAUUCGUAAUAAGCUUACUGAUACAUCAUUGCUGAUGACUGAAACAUGAUAUAGCCCAAUGUGUUGUACCCUGCUGCCAUGUGUAAAAUUCAAGUGAAAGCUGGAUUUCAGAUGUUAGGAAUAUUUACUGUGUAGUUGCACGCAAGAAACCUGAGGUCUCUAGUAUUAUUGCAAACGAAUUUGUUGCUGAACUGUAAAUACUCAAAAGCUAUUAGAGUGAAAGACUAAGUGAAUGAAAGUAAUGUAGUUUUCGUUUGAGAAUCAUUUAAAAAAAUCUUCUCGUGGCAGCUGACACACACCAGACGAGGUGUCGCCUUGAAGUGACACGAUAAGUUUUGGUUUUAAGAAACGGCUGACUACAGCAAGAUAUAUAAAAAGUAAAAAAAAAAAACAUAGUCUUGAAACGAAAAGCUCAGUACUUUUUUGCGGAACAUAAAUUGCUCAGAUAAUAGUACCUGAAGCCAGUGAAAUCAGUACUUCAGUACAGCCAUCAACAGUUUAUUGUAUACAGCGUGUUGAGAAUUGACAACAUUUUCUCAUGUUUAAUGUAUAAGCUCAAGGUUCUACUUUCUAGAGCUCUUCUCUUAUCGGCAGAGAUAUUUCUGUCAUUACGGUUCCCCCUCAAGAAAGGCUAAGUAAAAUAAAGGGCUAUUUUUUCAAGUUCCAUUUUCUAUGCUGCUUUUUUUCUAUUGACGUUUGGAAACUUGUAUAUCUGAAGACUUUAGUCAUCUUCUACCGCACUUCAUGGCCUAGGAAUAUUGUCCACUACGACUUAAUUCACUUCUGUAAAGACACUAUAGUCAAACUGUCAUGGAGAUAUCAUAUCUUCACUUUGGGUUCACUAUAGUAUUUAAGUCCAACGAAAGCAGUUUAGUUAAUACAAAGUCAGCUGACGCUAUAUGUAAAAUUUUAAUAAGACUUAAAUUUGCACCUACACGCAGAGUAAACGUUGAUAAGUUUUUGGCUUUAUUUAUAGUGGGUUUGAAAGAUGAGGCUUAAAAAUUCACACGGCAGUGUUACUUCCUGAAUUAGAGUAACCUCUUUCCUCUCACUUUUAACAGAAAAUUCGAAGAAGGAACAGCUAUUUAUUGCAAUAAAAAUAAGUUUUACGUUCCAGUCGUAAUACUAAGUAGCACGGUUUGGUUUCGCCGCCAGGUGCAUUUUCUUCCUGCCUCACACUAAUAUUUUCCUUCUGCGUAACAGCAUUGUCACAUUCUAGUGUCAAUUUGAUGACUCUUAGGUGCUCGAUGUUUCACAGUGUCAUUUGGUGAUGAGAAACAAUAUGUUUCGCAUCUAAUGUAUAUUAAAGUCUUUGAAAACAUGUGUGAUUAUUUCCAGUUGAGACUAAUAUUGCGUAAUGGUAUUCUUUUCCAGCACCUCAGAUGCACGAACACAAGCACGAGGUUUACGCAUUACAUCAUUUGAGUGUUUAUAUGAAGUCCAAAAUAUUUGCUAAGUGAAUAGAAUGUCUCACAAGUUAUCUACAGCCGAUGUAGCACACUUGUUGUUCAAAAACGUAUUGACUCAUUCGGUUGACUGAAUAGAAGAGACAUCUCUUCUCAUACUUUCUAAAUUCGCUUCGGUUGGUCUUGAAGCUUUGUAAAAAAUUGUCUGUGUCACUCUCAUCUUCCGUUCAACAUCGCACUGAAAAAAAAAGCAAGUAUAUUAUUCAUCACAGUCACAAAGCUCAAAAACUGCCAUUUCCACGACGCAUAAAUCCGUCACUGCUUUCAUAUUUAUUACCAUGAGACUAUAUUAUUAGCAAUCACUGUUUCGUAAAUAACUUUCAUGAAUACUGGAUGCAAAUAUAGAUAUGUAUCCAUCAUCUAUCACAUCAAUCUCACACAAUGUUUUCGCCGCAGCUUCAGAAAAACUGCUCUUUACGCUGCGAAUAGCACACUUUGUUUCCAAAACAAAGCGGCUUUUCUUGCCCUUACCAUAUCCGUGGAUGAGGAAAUGGUAAUAAACCAGUGGAAGAUGUUUCACAGAAGCUACUUUAAGUUCCUCAAGGAAUUCCCACUGCAUAUCUUUUGCAGGUUCUGAAACUUAAGACAUUUGUGUUCUGUUCCCACAUGUGUUGAGCCUAUCAUGGUUAUUCGUGACGCCUUUUCAUGAGACAACCGUCCAGAGGGAUUCACUUUAUUGACCUCCACCUGAGACUCCAGAAGUGUACUGCAAGAAACGCAUGCCUAGAAGUUGCAGACAUGUACCCCAGAUCCUGCCUUAUGCGAUCUGAACCACUACAUAUAAAUGGGUCGUCCUGUACAACACACAUGCUUGUAGUGCUUUGGUGUGUAGUCCCCAUAUCUGUUAAACAAAGACUAACAGUGACGAUAUUGUGAGCUGUAAACGCUUUCUAUGUACCAGCGCACCAUACAGACUGAUCCUCUUUUAUAAAAGAUAUUGUACAUAAAAGCUUCUUGCCUUCUGUGUACGGAAAAUACUACACAGACCUUGUAUCAGUUUUGUAGAUAUAGUACAAAUUAUGUGUAGCAUUUUGUAAAAUUUAUGACAGUGUACUUAACUUUUGAGUGGUAUGUUUAUUGGAAUGUGCUGUAUUAUUUAUUAGAAAAUAAAAAACUCAAAUGGACACUAAC
Molecule: messenger RNA, 4454 nt
Organism: Schistocerca gregaria
Lineage: Eukaryota; Metazoa; Arthropoda; Insecta; Orthoptera; Acrididae
Product: protein Wnt-5b-like
Exons: 7
Coding region: 76-1152 (358 amino acids)
Biological process (GO): cell fate commitment; neuron differentiation; multicellular organism development
Cellular component (GO): extracellular region
Molecular function (GO): frizzled binding; cytokine activity
Source: RefSeq, a predicted model, not a curated record